Messenger RNA from Lathyrus sativus (Indian pea), 636 nucleotides. NCBI's taxonomy places the organism in Eukaryota, Viridiplantae, Streptophyta, Magnoliopsida, Fabales, Fabaceae. The record is from the annotation of a GenBank genome assembly.
AUGUCGUACGACUAUCUCUUUAAGUACAUCAUCAUCGGCGACACAGGUGUAGGGAAAUCUUGCCUGCUCCUUCAGUUCACCGACAAGAGGUUUCAACCUGUUCAUGAUCUCACCAUUGGUGUUGAGUUUGGUGCGCGUAUGCUCACCAUUGAUUCACGGCCUAUUAAGCUUCAGAUAUGGGAUACUGCUGGGCAAGAAUCUUUUAGAUCCAUCACUAGAUCUUACUACAGAGGAGCAGCAGGGGCACUUCUAGUUUAUGACAUUACAAGGAGAGAAACCUUUAAUCAUUUAGCAAGUUGGCUAGAAGAUGCGCGGCAGCAUGCCAAUCCUAACAUGACAAUCACACUCAUAGGGAACAAGGGUGAUCUGUCUCACCGAAGGGCAGUCAGCAAAGAGGAGGGAGAGCAAUUUGCAAAGGAAAAUGGACUUUUAUUCAUGGAAGCUUCCGCCAAGACAGCACAAAAUGUAGAAGAGGCUUUCAUAAAGACUGCUGCAAAGAUUCUUCAGAACAUCCAGGAUGGUGUUUUUGAUGUGUCCAAUGAGACAUGUGGUAUAAAAAUCGGCUAUGGACGUCCACAAGGCCAAGCAGGAGGCAGAGAUGGAGCUGUUGCUGCAGGAGGUGGAUGUUGCAGCUGA